AUGUCUUUCGUGUUUUGUUGUUGCAGGGGCGAAGACCUGGCCCCAGGACAUAUUCAAUUAAAAGAUUUGCCUCAAGUGCAGCUUGACGCAAGCUUUACUGGUAAUGAUGUUGUGAUCAUCAAGAAUGGACAAAGAAUAUGUGGGAGUGGGGCCGCCCUGGCCAAUGCUCCAAUUGUACAAGAUAAAGCAUACUUUGAGGUAAAGGUCCAGUGCACAGGGUCCUGGGGUGUGGGUCUUGCAGCCAGAAGGUGUAACCUCAAUAGGAUUCCUCUAGGCAAUGAUGCAGACAGUUGGGUUUUACGGCAGGAUGGAUGCAUAUUUCAUAAUGGAGAAGAAAAGGGGAAAUUACCAGAAAUACCACAAGAAGGAGAUAUCUUGGGUCUUGCAUAUGAUCAUGUGGAACUGAAUUUCUUCUUGAAUGGAAGUCCUACAAACUCUCCCCUGAGUGGAGUUAAGGGCACAGUUUAUCCUGCCUUUUAUGUUGAUGAUGGUGCCAUCCUGGAUGUUCAGUUUGAGAAAUUCUACCAUACACCUCCUUCGGGCUUUGACUCCAUCAUGAUUGAAAAAUCAUUGUUAUGA
This is a messenger RNA of Candidula unifasciata, 579 nucleotides long. NCBI's taxonomy places the organism in Eukaryota, Metazoa, Mollusca, Gastropoda, Stylommatophora, Geomitridae. The record is from the annotation of a GenBank genome assembly.